GCGAACAAUGGAACCCAUUCGUGGCUUCUUAGAUUCCUGCUGUGGCAAAUAUGACUGUGUCGCGCGACAGAUUUGACUACAAGCCAGAAAAUAUAGAUACUAUUUUCAUGCAAGCAAAUGCAAAUAGCUGGAACUGCGCAAGAUUGAGCGAGAUCCGAAGAACUGACAAUUUCAUGACGGCGCGUCAACUUCCCUAUCUUCAGUACACACCACUUCGCCAGAGAUACUAGGUCAGGAGGAGAUAUCUCUGUCGGCUUCCCUCGGCUGGAAUUCCAUCUAGAUAAGUCGGAUCAUGAGCAGAUGCGAAGAGACUGGUGCCAAAAAGUGUCGAACUUGCUUGGAGGAAUGCAAAGAAUCGGUUUCUCUGUUCCAGCUUGCAGAGAUUUCCAGGAGAAUAUCAGAUGUGGCAUCCUUUCUCAAGGAAUUGACUGAUCUUGAAAUCACCGAAGAUGACGGUUUGCCGGCUUUCGUCUGCCUGGAGUGCUUGGAUAAAAUCACCAGCGCUCUGGCAUUCAAGGACAUGUGCAUAACAUCAGAUAGUAUCCUUCGUGGUGAUUCGAGAACGAAGACUGAAGAAAAUUCCGUUGGACAGCAAGUUGGGGGCGAAGAAACUCCUCGAAGGGGUGUCAAGAGGAAGAAAACCAGCAGCAAAGGCAGGAAGAAGGCUUCCAAAAAUGAGCCUUCUUACAAGUGCAACAUCUGCUGCAAGAUCCUCAGCAACUCAGGCUCCUAUCGUUAUCACAUGCGCCUACAUUCGGACGAGACUCCGUAUCUGUGCAGCCAAUGUGGUGAGAAGUUCAAGACCAGGAACGCCUAUGAUGGUCACAUGAUGACGCACAACUCCAACAAUCCGCACACCUGCAACAUUUGCGGCAAGUCCUACAGGCAGGCAGCUUCCUUGCGAUGCCACGUGCUGAACCACACUGGCGAGAAGCCCUUCCUGUGCGUCGUCUGCGGGAAGGGCAUGACGCAGAAGAGUGGCUACAAGAAGCACAUGCUCACGCACACAGGAGACAAGCCUCACCAGUGCGACAUCUGCAACAAGAGCUUCCGGUACUCGAGCAAUCUGCACGUCCACAGACGAUCGCACAGCAACACGAAGCCCUACAUUUGUAAUGAGUGCGCCAAGAGGUUCCACACGAAAGAGCAGCUCAAGCGACACGUUCUCAUCCACACAGGAACGAAGCCUUAUGCCUGUGACUUCUGCAGCAAAUGCUUCAACCGGCGCAGCACGCUGAAAGUGCACAGAUUCCUGCACACGGGCGAGAGGAAGUACAAGUGCACGCUGUGCCCCAAGAGCUACAUCCAGCAGCACUGCCUGGUGAGUCACAUGGCCACGCACGGUGGGAGGAAGUCCGCGCAGUCGAGCGAAAGCCAAUCUAGUGUUUAG
Phlebotomus argentipes is the source of this 1390-nucleotide messenger RNA. Its product is annotated as gastrula zinc finger protein xLCGF3.1-like. The coding region runs from base 293 to 1390 and encodes 365 amino acids. The transcript has 4 exons. NCBI's taxonomy places the organism in Eukaryota, Metazoa, Arthropoda, Insecta, Diptera, Psychodidae. The record is from RefSeq and is a predicted model, not a curated record. Gene Ontology annotation, molecular function: zinc ion binding. Gene Ontology annotation, cellular component: nucleus.